Molecule: messenger RNA, 462 nt
Organism: Acaulospora morrowiae
Lineage: Eukaryota; Fungi; Glomeromycota; Glomeromycetes; Diversisporales; Acaulosporaceae
Source: the annotation of a GenBank genome assembly
AUGACCAAAAGAUAUAAUGAGCAUAAGAGUGGAGAGGAGCGCGCCGCAAUGUGGACACGAAAAUAUCAGCCAAUUAGUAUUAAAUGGACAAGAAUGACCAAUAAUGGCUCUUUGGAACUGGCAAAAACUCUUGAAUACAUGAAAAUAUACGGCAUUGAAAACGUAAGAGGUGCCUGUUAUAGUAAGGUUGAUUUGCACGAAGAGGAUUAUCAGUCUAUUCAUCAUGAUUUACUACAUAUAUGUUUUCGCUGUGGUGAAGACAGACAUUGGGCUCACGAAUGCAAUAAAUGUAGUAAAUGUAAUAGCACUGCGAGUUCAGCUGCUACAAUUGUGGCAGACCCGGUCAUUAUACUCAAAAUUGUAAUUAUUGCAAUGAAUGUGACAAAUAUGGUCACCAUUCAAAGAAUUGCCAUAAGAGGUGGCUGUAAAUUAGCUUUAAGAGAAAAUCAAUCUGUAGUUUAG